AUGACCGAAACUCAUUCUAUUGACAGGACAGUGUCCAAGACUGGCCCUAUCGAUGAUUCCUUGAUCAAAGAACUCUCAAACGACGACGAUGCCCAGCUCAAUAAUCUUGGCAUUGCGCCAACCAAAGUUGAGCGCAACUUCAACAUCUGGUCAUUGCUUUUCAUGUCCUUUUGCACUAGUGUUACUUGGGAAGCCAUUUCAUCAGCAGCAGCUCAAGCCCUGACGAGCGGUGGCAGCUCCAGUCUUGUCUGGGGGUUUGCAGCCUCAGCUACUGGGGCGUUGCUGAUUGUACUGUGUAUUGCUGAGUAUGCUAGCAUGAUUCCUACAGCCGGUGGCCAGUAUCACUAUGUUGCCAAGCUCGCACCACCCAAGUACCGGAGGAUCUUUGCUUGGUAUGCUGGCUGGAUCACCAUGAUCGGUUGGGUCUUGUGCGCAACCGCUGGCAUCUUUGCUACUGCUAUGCAGAUACAGUCUUGGGCUAUUCUGUUUAGUGAGGGCUACGUCUAUGAGAGAUGGCAUACAUCCUUGAUUGUGAUCGCCCUGACAUCGCUCUACACCCUAUUUGCUAUUUUUGACAUCAAGCGUCUUCAUUAUAUGAUUUUUCUCGCCAUGUUUGGACAUGUGUUUGGGUAUCUCGCUACUGCCAUCUACCUUCUCGUACAUACACAUCCGAAGAAUUCGGCCGAAUAUGUCUUUACGGAUGCUACGAAUCUAAGCGGAUGGGAGAAUUCAGGGGUUGCUUGGUCCAUCGGUCUGUUGACCUCAACAGUCAGUUUCGUCGGCUGGGAUAGCUCUACUCAUAUGGCCGAAGAGAUGAAAAAUGCAUCACGAGAUUUACCAAGAACAAUGAUCGCCAACGUUGCCGUCAGCGGAAUUCUGACUUUUCCUUGGGUAAUUGCAGUAGCUUUCUGCUUCACCAAUCUGGGGGAUAUCCUAGCCGGCCCCGUCGGACGGAUCAGUCCGUUUGCACAACUCUACUAUAAUGUCUCAGGGGGCAGUCAAGCAGCCACCAUCGGCUUGACCUCAUUUCUUCCAAUCCUUGGUUUCUGUGGAACAGGCACGGCGAUAAUUUCAUCCACGUCAAGGGUCAUCUGGUCCUUUGCGCGAGAUGGCGGCCUCCCCGAGUACUUUGCGAGAGUUGGCGACCGAACAAAGGCACCCACUGGUGCAAUUAUCCUCACCUGGGCUCUGAUAUCUCUCAUUAGCCUGAUCUACAUCGGCAAUGCAACGGCAUAUUAUGGUAUCUCUUCUGCCUGUACAGCAGCUUUGAUUAUCUCUUACGCCUUUCCCAUCUUGAUCAAUGCGGUGUGCGGAUUCCAGCAUUGUAAUGUACCACGAGGCCCCUUCACACUGGGCCGGUAUCACCGGCCUAUUGCAUUGGCUGCUCUGGCUUGGUCUAUAUACAUCACUAUCUUCUUGUGUUUCCCGACCAUUUAUCCAGUCACGGCUGCCAAUCUGAAUUAUGCGGCCCCGGUGUUGGGGAUUGGAUUCUUGAUGACGACUAUAGGCUGGUUUGCUUAUGGUAAAUCUGGAUAUAUUGGAAUUGAAGAGGUUAUUGAUGGACGCCACCAGUAA
Molecule: messenger RNA, 1575 nt
Organism: Penicillium concentricum
Lineage: Eukaryota; Fungi; Ascomycota; Eurotiomycetes; Eurotiales; Aspergillaceae
Product: amino acid/polyamine transporter I
Exons: 4
Coding region: 1-1575 (524 amino acids)
Biological process (GO): transmembrane transport
Cellular component (GO): membrane
Molecular function (GO): transmembrane transporter activity
Source: RefSeq, a predicted model, not a curated record